AUGGUGGCUACAAUUUCCAUCUUCUUCCUUCUAUUUCUCUUGUUGAUCUCCUUCUCUCAAACAACCAUUAUUAAUGGUGAUAAUGGCUUCACCACCUCUCUCUUCCACCGUGAUUCCCUUCUUUCGCCUCUUGAAUUUUCAACGUUAUCUCAUUAUGACCGCCUCUCCAAUGCCUUUCGUCGCUCGUUGUCUCGCUCCGCUGCUCUCCUCAAUCGCGCUGCCACUAGCGGUGCUGUUGGCCUCCAAUCCCCAAUUGCCCCAGGAAGUGGCGAGUAUCUAAUGUCUGUUUCCAUUGGAACCCCACCAGUUGAUUACAUAGGCUUGGCUGACACGGGUAGUGAUCUGACAUGGGCUCAAUGCUUGCCAUGUGUGAAAUGUUUCAAACAAUCACGUCCCAUUUUCAACCCUCUCAAAUCCACAUCCUUCAGUCACGUGCCUUGCAAUUCCCAGAUUUGUCAAGCUAUUGAUGAUGCCCACUGUGGGGUUCAGGGGGUUUGCGAUUACAGUUACACGUACGGAGAUCAAACUUACACAAAGGGAGAUUUGGGAUUAGAAAAGAUCACCAUAGGGUCAUCUUCUGUGAAAUCAGUCAUCGGAUGUGGCCAUGAGAGUGGUGGCGGAUUUGGGUUUGCUUCAGGUGUCAUUGGACUUGGUGGUGGUCAGCUCUCGUUGGUCUCACAAAUGAGCCAAACCUCCGGCAUCAGCCGUCGAUUCUCUUAUUGCUUACCAACGUUACUCAGUCACGCAAAUGGCAAAAUAAACUUUGGACAAAACGCUGUCGUUUCUGGCCCUGGAGUCGUUUCAACGCCACUGAUCUCCAAAGACCCCGUCACUUACUAUUACAUCACUUUGGAAGCCAUUUCCAUUGGCAACGAACGUCACAUGGCCUCUGCCAAACAAGGCAAUGUGAUUAUCGAUAGUGGGACGACAUUAACGGUUCUUCCAAAGGAAUUGUAUGAUGGUGUCGUUUCGUCGCUACUCAAGGUUGUUAAAGCAAAGCGAGUGAAGGAUCCCGGUAGUUUUUGGGAUCUAUGCUUUGAUGAUGGCAUCAACGUUGCCGCCUCCUCGGGCAUUCCAAUUAUCACUACACAUUUUUCCGGUGGCGCUAACGUGAAUUUGUUGCCUGUGAAUACGUUUCAGAAGGUGGCAAACAAUGUGAAUUGCUUGACAUUAACAGCUGCAUCGCCAACAGACGAAUUUGGGAUAAUUGGAAAUUUGGCGCAGGCCAAUUUCUUGAUUGGAUAUGAUUUGGAGGCUAAGAGAUUGUCAUUCAAGCCAACCGUUUGUACCUAA
Messenger RNA from Cucumis melo (muskmelon), 1293 nucleotides. RefSeq names its product probable aspartic protease At2g35615. The record is from RefSeq and is a predicted model, not a curated record. Gene Ontology annotation, molecular function: aspartic-type endopeptidase activity. The transcript has a single exon. Gene Ontology annotation, biological process: proteolysis. Bases 1 to 1293 code for a protein of 430 amino acids. Gene Ontology annotation, cellular component: extracellular region. Lineage: Eukaryota; Viridiplantae; Streptophyta; Magnoliopsida; Cucurbitales; Cucurbitaceae.